Amoebophrya sp. A25 is the source of this 21608-nucleotide messenger RNA. NCBI's taxonomy places the organism in Eukaryota, Dinophyceae, Syndiniales, Amoebophryaceae. The record is from the annotation of a GenBank genome assembly.
CAGAAAAUCUCCUCACUACACCUCCAAAGUGGUCAAGAAAGACCAACGCGGGCAAGCGUGGGAAGAGUGGAUCUCCUGAGAUCAGUCGGGUUGAUGUAGGAGAGGAAAGUACUCUCCACCGAAGUCCUGCUCUCCUACACACACCAGAACUAGAUCGUGGUGGCUCCUCCUCAGGGGCAACACCCAUCUUCAGCAACUACAUUGAACAUGAUUAUACUAGUAGAAUAAAUACAACAACAAGAACUGAUUAUAGAAGUGGUGCUAGAAGUACUAGUUAUACACCCAGAGGAUCACAAGUGGGACCCCCCAGAGGGACCACAGGAGGCAGUAGAGAUGAAGAUGAGGGGGAGGCAUCGUUUUUGGCUACUACUGCGGAAGAAAAUGAGCCAAGAAGUAGUAGCCCUGCAAUUAUGGCGACAAUAAUCAUUUUCAAGACAGCACGAAUAAACGUCGUAUUAAUGCUCUGGGCUCUCCCGGUCUAAUAUAGGUUGUGGCCCCCUCGAGGCACAUCAGGAAGUCUACAGUGUCUACGGUGUCUACAUCUUCUAAUGUCAAUCUUCUUGCGAAGAUCAUACUGGAUGUGCAAAAAAAGGCUCGAGACAAGAUGCAGGAGAUUGACGAUGACGGUGGCCAGAGCAAUGCCCCCGGGGAAAUUGAAUCAACCCGGGUGGCAGAUCAAAGCGCCGUCCCUCUGGACCUGGAAGACAUGAUACCGGAAGACGAAGAGGACCAAAAACGAGAAAUCCUCAAAAAAAUCGAGCACAUUUUAUGACAAAUGAAUAGUACUCCAACUUUUUUUAGUAAUUUAUUGCGUUGUAGUCUCAAGAGGAGCCUUUCGCACCAAUGAUGCGGAGGUUUUCUAUUUCCUCAUCUUGUUCUACUAUAUAAUAUAAUUUAAGAACCGAAACUUUAUUACUAGUAUAAGUGCCUUCACCUUCUAAGCAGCCGCGCAUACAGCGAGGAUAGAGAUGAUGAAGAAAGCCAACCCCCGCCACCGCCGGAUGAUGAUAAAGACAGUACUACAAUUACUCAUCUUGUCGUUGUGAUAGACAUAGAUAUUCGUCAUGAGUUUUCUAUUUCAAAUCAUGACAACAGUUCUACUCUGCUUUUUCCGCUUCCAUGAGGAAACCCAAAACCAGUAAACCUCUGCAGGCUGGCGCUUUUAAUUUGACAAUCUCCACCAGAAAGAAGAAAUCAUGAAAGUUUCACACGCAACACGAUAACAGUAGAUAAAAAAAUCUAAUUUCGCCUAUGAAUAAUGUGAUUAUUAUAGUAGAAGUAGAUAGAAGUUGUACUGUUCCCGCCAAUCUUGGGGUAAAGAUAUAACCCAGCACGACCUACCACAUCCACCAGACUGGCCUCUUGCUAAAGAAUGGGCGAAGUAUUUUCCAUACGAUUCUCUUAUCGCCGAGGAGAUGUGGAGCUUGCUCUCCCCUUGCGAUACUCUUGUCGCGCAAUUGCGAACCUUUCAGAAAUGGUCCACAGGUAUUCGAUAUCUAUUAAGCCCUUAUUUUGACGAAGUAGCUUUAUGUUUAUGUACAUGGGCGGGUGUAGGUCUUGCGUUGGCGCCUCGUUCGUUGUUUUUGGGUUGUGUUUGAUCGUCGUGGCCUUGUGUCUGUGCUUUCUCCUCCAAUGUAAAUGGGAUAGAGGAAUUGAAGACGAUCUUGAGUUACUCAUCUAGAAAGGAAUGGCAGUAGCGGCUGCGCCUCCUGCGUAUGAGCGAACAAAUUACAAAAGGCUUCAAAGCGCAACCUGUUUCGUUCGAAAAAAUUCCUACAGCGUUCGAACUUUUUCGAACGGGUUCGGAAGAUUUGCGAAUAAUUCGAAACUGGAAGUCUCAAACGAUCGCCAUCUUCGAAAAAAGAGCGCGACUUUUUUGCAAAAAUAGCCAUAUAUUUUCGAAUAUGGCGACUUUUUCCAAAUUCUUGGCAAUCAUUCGAAAAUAUUCGCCAGCUCGUUCGAAUAUAUUGCCCAACUCGUUCGAAAAUAUUUCCGAACGCUGUAGGAAUUUUUUCGAACGAAACAGGCUGCGCUUUGACGGCCUUUGUAAUUUGUCCGUUCAUACUCCUGCGGCAUCUCAACUAAUAGCUUAUCAGAAAACACCCUGCGAGGCCGUACGCGUUGCCCGGGGCGCAUCAAUACAAACAGGCUACGCGCAUGCCUAUCAACUAAAGACAGAUAAAAUGUAGAAAACCAACUUCACCAAAAGGAAACAAGUCGGGACAUGGAAACAAUUCUUAGUCUCUCGUCGAAGAAGUAGCUGUACAGGCACGCCAGGUGUGUUAGCGGACAUCCACCAUCAAGGAAACGGGAGCUAUCCGUUUAUGAGAUGCAAUCUUCAUACUUUUUCAUCAUCUUGGCGAAGACGGCAUCACCUUUUUUUGAAAAUAACAACAGGCAACAAAGGUGUGGCUGCGAGCACAGACUCAGCUACGCCUCCAACGGACCAGAGCGAAGACGUCAGUCCGUUUUUUAGAUUGUGGGCCGUGUAGGGAAUUCAUCUCCAAAGUCAUCUGGAAGAAAGAAACAAGAGGAAAAAGGGACCCAGAUGAUCCCUGAGAUGAAUUCGUGGCGCAGCCUCUAACUUAAGGCCUAGAAGCUGCUCGCCUAGCAAUCGAAAAAGCUGCGGAGGAAAGCCAAAGUGCAAAUAAACUACUCGAAGGCAUGUCGGAAAGACUCAAAAACUUAAGAGACAUGCUAUCGCAGGCCUAGAAUCUAGUCCGUCAUCUCAUUCAGGCACCGUUCUCAGUUAGUUGUGAAUAAAAGUGGGUAUCAACUACAUCACGACGACCAAGAAUGCCACCAUUCGCAUUGCUCUAAGAUUGGGAGCAAGGCUGAAGAAAGCGGAGAUGGGAGAGAAAGCUGCCCUCUUGGCACGGCGCCAAGAACUGGAGAUCCUGAAAAAAAAGGGAGCAGACCUUACUACAGAGAUCGCUGGCCAGGUUGUACUUAUGGCAUCAUCAACACAUCAAAAACUUAGCCGAAUUCUUGACUUAUUAUAUUAGCUAGCGUCGAGAUGAAUUCUAAGGGCGUAUCUAUGGGAGUAGUAGUAUACAGAGCUCACACCUCUGUAGCUGCGAAUAGUCCCACCCUAAUGCUGUUUCCACUGGGGAAACACGGGCCCACUGAAGUCUAGGGUCGCGCUCAGGUUGUAGACCAGCCGCGCAACCUUCUGGGAGAAUAGGCGAAGGGCUUCGGCGUCAGCUACCCAGCUGGGGCGAGUUGUCUCGCAGCUGCUAGGCAGGAACUAGACAGGGGCACGCCUGGCGGCAUCGCUAGCGCUUGGGCUUGGGUGUCGCUGGAGCAGGUUCAGAGGUGUUCCCGCGUAAGAAAACCCAGGGCAGGCGUGCUACUGCCUCGGGGAGGAGGUAGCUGAGCAAAAGCAGUAGGGGCUUUUGCGGUAGAGUCGAGAGACUGGGCCUUGCUCUUGCCACGAAUAUAGUGGCGUGGCCACCCUGGUGGUGAGUUAUUCAGGGGGCUGUCAUGGAGUGAGGUGAGAGUGAGGGCAGUGAAGCUUGCUAAGCUUGCUUGCCUCUUGGCUCGGCUAGGUGCUCCGAUCCGAGCAGCUGUUGCUAUCGGUGAGGAAUUGGCCAGGUGUGUCAUUGCCUGAGGAGCAUGGCGGAGGCUAUGCGGGGUAAGCUAUAUAUAUGUGACUCCACCAAGCAGCACAAUUUUGAGGAGGGCGCUGACGCCUCAUCGCCCGCGCAGGAGGGGCAGCGAGGACCUGGCCAGAGGUGUCCAACGGGUCCCAUGUUGUGUCUGGCUGGGUUGUGAGGAGCGAGGGAAGCCCCCCCGCCCAUCUUAGGAGCUUGCGAAAGUGGUCCCAUCUUGGCUGGGCCGACUUUGGUAGGAUGGUCUUGCUGUUAUGUUGUCGGGACCGCGGUCAGGCUGUUCUUGGCUGCGGAGCUGUGUCCAAAUCUUGUUGCCACCGUGACCAAUGCGCGGGGCGCGUGUAUCUGGACUGGACUAAGCUAGUGGCGUUUCUUCGGAGUUUCUUGGUGAGGCUAUUUGCCAGUGUGAGUCUGGUAGAGAAUGCAUAUUCCGCCAAGCGUGACCGUUUACAUUUUGCUGAUCUUCGACUUCUCUGCAAAAACAAAUAUCAGCAAAGGCUUUGCUCUAAUAACAAAGUGAAUGGUUUGAAAAGUCAAAAGGAAUAUGCAAUAGGGCAGAUGGAUGCUCUCGUGGCGGGAUUGAAAGAAGCAGGUAGCGUUCUAAUAUAGAAAUGUUGAAGAUUAUUUGCUUACUGGAGUACAUGAUCAAAAAACGUUCACGUUGAUGAUUGACUUGUUACUGGUGGAGUACAACAAACGUAGUUGAUUUACUUACUCUAGUACUAGAGCUAGUUCUUGUAGAUGCUCGCGUAAUGUUACAAAUGUUGACUUACUUACUCUACCACAGCUAGUAAGUAGUUGUAGAAGAUGAAGAAGUACCAUGCCGCAGCUAGCAAGUACCCCUAAAGAUUAUAAGCAAGUACCUCUAAAGAUUUUAAGUUGUAGUGCUACAAAUGAUGUUGAAGAAGAUUCUCCUUGGUCUCCUUUGUCAUUCAUCUACAGCGAGUUGCCGCCCUAGUAGUAAUUGAGUUUUACUAGUAGCUAUUUAAUAGAACUACUUACUUCUACAGUUUUAUGAGAAGUAGGAGUAGCUUUAUUGAGUUUCGCCCCUCACCGUCUAAUUUGUUCGCCUCCUUGUAAGUAGUCACGUGAGUGAUUCUUUGCGUUUCUAACAACACGAGCAGAAGAUGUGAGUUUUUAUUCCCUUCAUGUAUUGUGUAUUUAUUCUUCUAUAUCGUUUCACCAGCUGACGGAAUUGCGCUGGCUCCGGUAUUCCGAGCUUGUCAAAAGAUGGAAAAAGGCGUUAUCGUUGCUUAGGGCUCGACAUCUUCUUCAAUAGAAGGUUCGUUUGUUCUCGAAAUUAAAACAGAGGGUCGGUAGUAGAAAUGUGUUGCUAAAUAGGACAUCAUGACGAUGAUAAUAGAAAAGAAGUAUAAGAGAGUGCUGUCUGGCCAGUUUUCAACUCAGUCCACUUCAUCCAUAUCUCAACUCCUUGAUAAUUGAAGUAAUGAUCUUGGGGGUGGGGGUGCUCUCAUUGAUUCACGAUCCACCUGAGCAGGUACAACUAGCAUUAAGGCCUUUUCUUCUAAUUCGACAUAGAAGCCGCGAUAGCAAAAGCAGAGGAGGCGCGUAAAGAGGUUCAGCUGGUGGCUGCUGCUCCUGGUCUACUAUCGGCUAGUGUUGCGCUCACACGAAACAACAACGAGAAGAAGACAGAGCUGCGCAACUUAUGCUAUCGCGCAAAAGUCUCUGAUCUUGAAACUAAGUAGUAGUUUCAUCCACCAUCUCCUUUUAAUGAGAGGCCCUAAACAAUUAAAAAAAGGGGACGAUGAAUGAAACUAGAGGAGUCCAAUAGCGGAGCAACACUGUCCGACACUCUCGGCAGAUCUUCCCUUCUUCUUUGUCUUUCGUUCCUCUUCCUCGUCCUUCGCUCUCAUUAGUAUCACCCCCGUGCGCUUUCACGUUACUCCCAGCACCACGAGCGGUCUCCCCCGCGAGAUAGUUCUUUCUUUCUGCCUCCUACCCGGGGCGCGCGACCUCUCGAGGAUAAUGCCUUGGGGAGUUCAUGCAUCGUCUCCUUUUGUUUUCAAGGAGAUGGCGCGCAAAAUCAUACAGCAUGACCAUUUCCUCUUGAGCUGUUUCUUAAGCUUAUAACAUACAUCAUCAGCUUAAGCUUUCCUUUUUCUUAAGCUUAACAUCCAUCAUCAUCAUCUCCUUAACACGUAAAUGCUUUCAUAUAUCGUCAGCUCCUAUCGAUCCUAAACAAAAGGCGACGCAUCCUAAUCUAUCGAUCCUAAACAAGUUGUAAGUAUGAUUUUUUUAGUGAUGUUCGUUGAUAAGUGUACAGGUCAACUGUAUGGCUCUGGUAUUGGGCAACCUAAAUUCGAUCGCAAGGAUUCCCUUCUUGUUUUUCUCAUGAUCGAAAUCAGGUUACCAAAUACCAGCACCAUUCAACAACACGUAAACCAAUAAGCCAAUAAUAUAUAUAGUAACACUCUACUUCUACUAGAUCUAGCUCUAGGAGCGUGCAGCCCUAAGAGCCUUUUUGCUGAAGUGCCAAACUGUUACCACCUCAAGUUCUUGGCCAUAACACUACUAUAUUGAUACUAACGGACGAAGACGAACGGCAUUCAUAGACUUCAGGUGGUGGAGCACGGCAUUGAUAGACCUCAAGGCCUUUCGCUUCCCUCGGUCGGUCCAACAUCCUCUCAACAUUUCUCCCAAGUACCAAAUUGAAAGCUCAAGAAGUAGAAAGAUGAAAAGAACUGCAACCCUUCAAGAAGGAAGCAAAUCACUCAAAUCAGAGGGGAACGCACUUCUUUCUAAUCACCCGCAUCAAAGACGAAUGCGACGACAAGGCUGAAAAGGUCAAGCAGGAGACCGAGAAGAAAAGGGCGGGCCUGGCUGAAUUGCUUGCAAACUCGGCGGCAUUGACGAGGAGCCAAAAUGAACUGCAAUUAAGGCAUCAGUGAUCCGCUAUUUUGGUACUUGGUAGUCCAACUCUAUAGAAAGAGGCCACGGCCGCUAGAUUAGAUGCAUACAAAGAGGCCUCCAACUCCAAGUACGUAGAUGGGUGCUCAUAUUGAGCGUCCUAGUCUGUUGAUAAAAUGUAUUAUUUUGCCAAAAGUCAGAUGGGCGACUUAUUGAGCAGGACUAUGUUGGAAGUAAAUGAAAGUAAUUGAUGGGCUGGGGUUUCUUGAAUCUUUGUAAUGCUGAUCAUGAGUGCUGGCUGACUUCUAUCUAUUAUUCUGCUUCCUUCUCCUUGCCAGUAGCUGAGAGUAGCUACCUAAGACGUAUAAAGAUGAAGAUCUUCAAUUCUGAGACUGAGACUCUCUCGCGCAAGCUCUUCUCUUGAUCGCUAGACUUCUAAUAGUAAUGAUACCUAAUCAGAACAGGAUCUUCUUCAUGGCGGUACUUCUCGCACUAAGUAAGUUGAUGCACUUGGGACUAAUCUAGCCUGAUCGCGACUGGAUGACACCAGCUAUAUUUUGACUUCGUCAGCGAGUACUUCAAGUACUACGACAGAAGAGGAAACAGUCACAGACUUUCUUGAGUUAUAAGUAUAAAUAUUAGUAUCUAAGCCGACCUAAAUUAUUUAUAUUAGUCAUUUUCCUAGUUAGCUUGGCUCCACCCGUAUAUUAGUUAUUGUUGGUCAUGUAUGGUCCAAGCCUCUCGGAUGUCGUGUUGUUCUGUUCUCAGUGGCUCACACAAAGCCUCGUGCUCGACUGUCAUCGGGAUGAUCUCACAAGACAUGAGUGUCAACGAUCAUGGAUGCUACUUCCAAUGCACAUUCAGUGCGCAGUCAAAGCAUAAGCAUAAUGAUCAAUGCGUAGACUAGGUACGGCUGUACUGAUCCUAGCCGUAUGAUGCAUGUUCAGUCCGAUCCCUUCUGACAUGCUUAUGCUGAUGAUGUAUGAUUCAUCUUACCCAAUGAACCAAACAGGGACUACACCAGCCAGAAAUCGCAAGUCUCAGGCAGGAGUAUCAAGAUUUGCUUGCGUUCAAGAUUCUGACUCUGUGUCUCCACUGAGAAACGAACCAAGGCACGGAGGCCUGUGUUCUUGUGGUCCAGCACUGGUCUAACCCUUGAGCGGCAAAAGUAAAUAAGUUUGGAAGUAGUGCAGUAAAAUAAAAAUAAAUCCAUCAAAACGUCCUGCGAGGCCAAGGAGAUCCUCAAGAAGUUGGGACAGAAGUCCGACUGGCGCGAGUGGCAACGAGCCGUACGUCAAGAAGCUAGUCGCCUAGGCUUACUUGAGAACUACACGAAUGUAGUCAACGUGCCGGCUGUUCCACAUGGUGCGCCGCAAGGUAAUACCAGUCGCGAAGAAGCGAUCCGCCAGAAGUGGCGCAACCUGAAAGACGUAAUCAUGCGAAGUCUGAAAGGUGCGGCCAAGUCGUUCGUCGACAAUCGGAAUAACGAUGGCGCGGUGGACGAAAUGGAUGCUGGUGAAGUUGUUGCUCUACUUCGUGAUCAAGGGAACUUCAACGCAAACAAUCGCCAGGAGCAGCGCAUGAAGGUCAAGCCGUUGUCGGAGGGACUGACGAAGUUCCACAACAGCGACCAGCCUGCAGAUGUCAAGGGGUUCCUCUCGAAGAUCCGCGACAUCAUGAACCAAUCGCCCACCGUCUUCCCGCCGGAUGCAGAUCUGCCCGGAGCUGAUCAACAGAGCGGAGCGAUCCUGCUGAAGUUGCCUGAGUUGUUCUGCAAGAACUUCAAAGCGACUAUCGAGCGGAUCGAUGCAAGAAGAAGAUGCAUGGCCUGGCAUUUGACCAAAUUGGAGACCGACUGGAGAAACGUCUCACGACGUUGAUCGAGGAGGGAACCUACAAAAUUGAGAACGACUCCUUCGGGAAAGCGUUUCCGGUCAAUGUUCAGGAAACCUCGAACAAGCGUCCUCGUGAUGAUAAGAAUGAGGAUGGUGACGAGGUAGAGGCCAAUAAGGCAGAUGGUAAGACCUUCAUUUCCGCUAACGCCCUCAAGCGUUUCAAGCAGAAAGAAAAGAAGAAGGCAAUCGCCGAGGUCUACAACUCCUACGGGUACCAACCCAAAGGAGGAAAGAACGGCGGACAAAAGCCGAAGAAACAUAAAGGAAAAGGAAAUAAUAAGAAUACCUAUCCACCCCGCUGUGAUUGCUGUCACAAGGUCGGACACAAGUCCUCCGAGUGCUGGCAUAACACGCAAGCCCUUCAACAGGGACAGGGAAGUUGGACUACCGGGGCCUCAUCUAGUAGCUCUAGAGGCAAAGGCGGAAAGGGUAAUAGCAGUGGCAUGAUCCACAUGUCGCAGGUUGCGGAGAUGCUCAACGUCAUGAACCCGCAUAACCGAAGCUGAGCGACGGAACCGUACGAAUUUGGGGAGUGUUCGCUGAAUUUCGAAGAAGAUGAAAUAAUGACAAAUGUUGUUAAUUAUGCUGAUAGCUACAAUACAGAUGGGUAUAGUUUCACAACAUUGAACACUAGAACAUCAGAAGAAGCAACUCUAGUUGACAGCUGUGCUAACAAAUAUCUAUCACGACACAAAGAUGAUUUCGAAGAAAUUGGUAACAACAUUUGUAGAAUAACAGGUAGCGCAGGCACUAAAGACGGAAGAAUCGGAAAACUCAAGAGCAAUGUAUACGGCUGUGCUGAUCCUAGCCGUAUGAUGCAUGUUCAGUCUGAUCCCUUCUGACAUGCUUAUGCUGAUGAUGUAUGAUUCAUCUUACCCAAUGAACCAAACAGGGAUUACACCAGCCAGAGAUCGCAAGUCUCAGGCAGGAGUAUCAAGAUUUGCUUGCAUUCAAGAUUCUGACUCUGUGUUUCCACUGAGAAACGAACCAAGGCGCGGAGGCCUUUGUUCUUGUGGUCCAACAGUUAUACAUAGAAAAAAGAUAUAUAUUAGUUAUAUAUAGACCCCCCGGGCCGGGGUGCUCCGGGAGACGUUGAAGAAGGGGGGCGAGCUGCUUCAUUGGCGUCGGCUUGCGUGAGUGGUGUCACGAGGUGAACAAGCGCCCGAAGGGCGCGCACUCCCCUCCGUCCCGCGGUAGGCGGAAGCAAGAGGCCCCAAAGAUGUGGCGAAAGAAAUGGGGCCCCGUUUUCAAGAUGGUAGCAAGCGCCGGCGGGCAGUUAAAGGCGCAAGACCAUGGGCGCCAUUUUCAGCACGCUGGCCGCCAUGGGUGGCGUGGGUCCGUGUGUUUCCGUCCUCUUUUUUCUCUUUUCUGUUCGUGGCACUGUGCCCGACUUUUGGCGAACAAAGGGGCGAAGCAACCCAGCAAGAGACAGCGGGAAAGCCCGGGGAGGGUGGGGCCCCAAAGACUCCGCGAAGGGAGUGGGGGCCAGUCCCCCGGGCCCAGCGGCGCGCGCGUCUCUACCCCCGUCGCGAUUGUUUCGGGGCUCUAUUCGUCUCAUUGCGCCACCUGCUCGCAAGGGGUUCCGCGCAUUGGACAGCGGCGCGCGCAUCUCGACCCCCGUCGCGACCGCUCCCUUCGUUCUUGUAUUCCACUACGCUACCCGCCCGCAGCCGAGGGGCCUCGCGUGCCAGGGUUCUGCAGCGGCGCGCGCGUCUCUACCCCCGUCGCGAUUUUUUCGGGCUUGCUUCUAUUCCAUUGCGCCAGCCCACCCGCUCGCGAGGGGUUCUGACCGCGCAGGGUUUGGCGCCGCGCGCGUCUCUACCCCGCCCGCUGUGACUUUUUCGGGCUUCUAUUCCACUGCGCCACCCGUUCACAGCCUGCCAAGGGGCUCCGCGCGCCAGGUUUCAGCGGCGCGCGCUCCUCUGCCGCUGUCUUCGUGGUUGUUUCGGGCUUUCAAUUUCAUUCCACUGCGCCACCCGUUCGCAAGGGGUUCCGCGUGCUGGGGCUCAGCGGCGCGCGCUCCUCUGCUGCUGUGGUCGUGUGUGGCUGUUUGGCUCGAGCUCUCAUUCCAUUGCGCCACCCUUUCGCAAGGGGUUCCGGGCGCCAAGGCACAGCGCCACGCGCGUCGCGAACCCUGUCGUGGCUCCUUCGGGCCUCGUCUGUUCCAUUGUGCCACCCGCUCGCAAAGGGUUCCGCGCGCCACCUCAGUGGCGUGCGCUGUUGUUGUGGCUGGGGUUUUCUGUUGCGUGCUCUCUGUUUUUUUCUGUCUUUUGGUGUAGUUGUUUUCUUUCUGUCGCCUUUUGCUGUUUUUUGUCGUUCUUUUUCUGGUGUUGUUUUCUUCUGUGUCUUCUUGUUGCGUCUUGUCGUCUGCUGUUGCAUCUUGUCGCCUUCUGUUGCCUUCAUUCUGUCGUCUGCUUCUGCUGUCUCUUGUUGUUUUCUGCUGUGUCUUUCUGUCCCUCUUUGUUUAUCGCUUUUAUGAAGGCCUUUCGCCUAUGACAUCGCCGCGGGCUUUGUCACCCGAUCGCCCCCUACAUUGGAAGGCCGUGGGAGUUGUGGCCUUUCCACUUGUGACUAGUCUCAGGCCUGGUCGCUGUGACUAGUCGAAAAGCUGCUGCGACUAGUCGCAGAGUUACUGCUUGCGACUAGCCUCAUUCUGACUGCGCUGACUGGUUUCAGCCUUACUGUGACUAGGUAGGUUCAAACUUACUGCGACGGGCUUCGGGAUUACGGUGGCUAGCCUCUUAUUUAACCACUGCGACCAUUAUCGAACUCAUUGGGAGGAGCCUCAGCAAACUUACUGCGACUAGCCUCAGACUUAUUGCAAUUAGCCUCGCGCCCGCUGUGACCGGUUUAGGGCUUGCUGUGGCUGGUCUCUGACUGAGUUCGUCGGGCUGAUCGAAUCUGAAUACCGCCAGAAGCUGCCGCUUGUGUAUUCUGAAGAUUGUGUUAGGAUUCAAACAGCGCGACAACCUCAGUCAGGGGCCAGGCGUAACAGGUUUGUGACUAGUCACAGUGGGCGUGAGGCUAGUCGCAGUAGGUUUGAGACUAGUCACAGCGGGCCUCAGGCUAGUCGCAGCGCGUAGGCCUGGGGCUCGACGCAGUAGGCCUGAGGCUAGUCACAGUGCGCCUGAGGCUGGUCGCAGCAAUUCUGAGACUAGUCACAGGAAUUUUGAGACUAGUCGCAGCAAUUUUGGAGCUAGUCGCAGUAGGUGCGAAGCUAGUCGCCUCGCAGUGGGUUUGAGGCUAGUCGCAGUCACUGCGUGCUAGAACUCGGACGCCACUCGCCACAGCUUCCACGGCUUAGGCGUAAUAAAGUCAAGCACUUGCGUAGGUGUUUGGUCUCUCGAGUGCUUUGCUUUGCUGUAUCUUGCUGAUUCUUGUCGGGCUUCGCGUGCCCGGGUUCUGCGUUGACUGAGUGACGGCAAAAACCUGCAGCGCCGUUCGAAGCUUGUGGCGCCGCUUUCUGCUACUUGUGUCUGUUUGUUUUCUGCCUGUCUUGCUGUAUCUUGCUGACUUCUUUUGGGCUUCGCGUGCCAGGGUUGUGCGCUGGCUGAGCGAGGGCUAAAACCUGCAGCGCCUUUCGGAGCUUGUGGCGCCUUGUUCGUAGAAAGAUGGUCGGUGUCUUGCUCGUGGUGUCUUGCUCGUGUUGUUUUCUUUCGUUCGUUGUUCUUGUCGUGCAUUUUUCCAGCUGAUAGCGCCCUGCAGGUUCUCUGGCAAUGUUCGUACAAGAGGGGCCUCGAGGUCCUCUAGCCUUCUUCGUGGUGUCUUCUUCGUCGUUCUUGUUGUGUGCUUUUCCCAACUGGUGGCGCCUUCCAGGUUCUCGAAUGUUCAAACGCAAGGGGCCUCAGACGUCUUUUCGUUUUUUCACAUGAAAGGGGCCUCAGAGGUCGCCUAGUGUUCGCCUUAGGGGUCUUUCAGUGUUCACACUAGAGGCGCCUUAGUGGUCUUUUAGUGUUCACAUUAAAGGGGGGAAGGGGGGCCAUUAAGCAUUCGCGUUGAAUGUUUCUUAGAGGUCCAUUAGUGUUCUUGUUCGCAUUAAAUUUAAAGGGGAAGAGUGUCUGGGGGUUUUUAAUGGUAUUCAAAUAGCGGACAUCUAUGAUAAAGCAGAGCAGUCUGAGUGCUGCUGAAGAACGCUAAUCCAAGCACACCUUGACGCCAACUACGGACGGGUCCGGGUGCUAAAAAUAGAUAUUGAUGCAAAAGAGGCUGAGUUGGAGCGUCUAAGCGACGAACUCGAGGCAAAGAAUACCAAAUACUACAGUACACGAAAGGCAAUUGCCGAGCAAGACCCAGUAGAGGCUCACCCUACAGCCCCGGCAACGCCUGCUGCCUCUUUUCUUUAAGGCUUCAUCUGCUGAUACUUAAUUCGUUAUUUUGACAAUAACAAUUGCAAUUCAUUUACUACAUUCAUCUUCUACCAAUGCUCUAAUAUUUACUAGUGUCGUGAUGUAGUUGACGAAAACAGCUACUUGAUAAAGAAUAUAAAGAAGAGCGAAGAUUGAUAGAUCACUGCCCUUUUUUGUGCAAUAGGGUUUUUGAUUAUCUAAGGCUGACGCGAUUAGUUAGUCUCAGAUUACGUAGAUUCUUCAGUUUGGAGAAGCUUGACUCCUGACGUGCCACUAGUCCACACGCCCGUCUCACUAACCUUCUGCGUGCCACUUUUUUUUGGCAUUAUUUAUGGAGGCAGACAGGUGUUGAGCGCUAAUUAAAGCAAGACGGACGCGGUGUGGAUGAGGGAACCGGAGGCCCGCUCGUGCAUUAUAAUACCACCCGGACUGGGGCAUACGAGCAGAAAGCUGAGGGUCUAGAACUAGAAGUACCCGGCGAUCACUUUUAAGGGGAGAUCUACAAGUUGUACUCAAAUGUAGAAGAUCUUCAACUUUUAUCUUUUAUUAUAACUGAAAAAACUCCUCGCUAGUAUCUGAUAUGUGUUACCCCCUUUAAUUCUGACAACAUUAUCAUAAUGUUGAUGUUACCCCCACCUUUAUGACAACAUAGAUAUGACUACUCGUAUUUGAUCAAUCAUGUGUGUGUGGGUGUGGUAGCGCUCUGCGCUACUUUUUUCGUUUACUUAAGGAGGCUUGUUCUGAACCUCCUUGCCGAGCAGGUGCCGGGGGUCAGUACGAUGUGCAGGAUUCACAACCUAGCCUAACCAUACACGCAAAUAACGUGUGAAAUUCUUCAGCUUCGUAGGUUUUCGUUUGUAAAUCCUAGCCUCCUUAGGGUUCCCCCCGUCUCUCUCCUGUCCUUUGUAAAACUCCCAUAGUAGAAUAAGUGUUCCCCUCCAAGAGGAAACGACGACGUCAUUUAUGCAGACUGGCCUGGAGGUGGAGACGAGGGAAGGAGUAUCUCAAUCUCACCAAAGUUAAGGCUCCUGCUUCUUGAGGAAAUCCACCUUCUCCAACUCCACCCAGUGUCCUCUACUUGGCAUAGUUCCCGUUUGAAUUCCUCUUUGUCAAAGGAACAAAAGGGGAGCCACCAAGAGCAAGAUUGUCUCGUCACGAGGAUGGAUUUCGAUUUCAUCCAUUUCCUCUGCAAGUAGUUCUACUUCUAACAAAUAUUACGGGAGACAACAACGAGGACAAAGAGGAUGACCCGUCUGACGGCGGGUCCAGACAAGGGGGAAGCAGCUGCGAAAAUGGAUUACACUGACGUGGAGUGGCAAGAGCUAGCUGACAGGCACUUGGCAGCAUUUCAGGAGAAGUACAUGAUAUGCAAAAACAGUGCCAAGCGCAGUCGAAUUGCGUUACGUCUUAACUCAGUUGCGGAGGUGAUGGCUCUCCAUAUGGAACAGUUGGCCAGGAGGGUGGGAAUUGCCAAGGAACUGGACGGGCAGCUUUAGGGUGCUGUGCUAUAGUAUCUAGUGCAAGAACUACCAUGUACUAGAUGUAGCUAGUAUAAAUAGAAAGACUCCUCUCCUCGAAUAUUUUUAAAGUAGAACUUCUACCUUGUUGAAGGCAUAAGAAGAUCAAGGGUAAGUCUAAGUUGAACACUACGACGUUCGGUCAAAGCCUUUCAAAUGGUCUAGAGAAGCUGUUCACGACGUUGAAGUUGACCAUUUGAAAGGCUUUGACUGUGCCUGUGGUAUCGCCGGUAUGACUAUCCCCCGGCUCUUGGCGAUCUGCUAAAGCUUGUGGUCCCACCAGGUGUGGAGGCUAAGCGGCGGCAUCCUAUCCUAUCCUAUGUUGCUGUUCUUCUGAAAAGUAGAAAUGCUAUUAAUCAUCAGCUCGACGAGGUUCUUUUUAGAUGAACAAGAACAAGAUGAAGAUAUUAUGACUCAUAUUUUUUCACGGCUUAAGUGAAAAGACGUGAGUCGUACAAGAGUUCCUCGGAUACGUAUUUAUUCUUAGUCCUCCCUGUUCACAAUACUUAUAUAUUAUAGUCGAGUAUGAGAAGUAUCUGAUCAUGUACUCACAGUUAUUUUUAGGGACAAUAUAUUUUAGGGACAAUGAUAAGUAAGUGAAUACAUGAAACAGCUCGCUCUUCCUCACCUCGUUUUUCUUUCCAUAUCAAUUUCGUUCCAUAAUUCUACUAAGAUAACGAUGAUCCUGGUGGAAAAUACAAUUUAAUUGUAUUUUCCACCAGGGUCAUCGUUAUCUUCGUAUAUCAAGGACAACACACGGACGAGUACUGUUUACGCCUACAACAUUUUAGCAGGGACCGACGCCUACAGCGAUCUCCCUCAGCUAGCUCAAAUUUGAACUCACUCUGAGUAGUUGGCUCUAUUCUAUCUAAUCUACCUGUUAUUUGUUCUUAUAGCUGAUACUGAGUAGUUGGCUCUAUUUUACUCUAAUCUACCAACGCGAUCGCGGAAUUGACGAAGGAGGUGAGGGAUGCUAGUGAAAAGUGUGCUCAACACACAAAACAAGCCAAGUUAAGGCGAAGGCGCUACCGCUGUUGCUGAAGCAUGUCUUUCUACCCAGUGCAUGUCCAGUCCUAGUCCUUAGAAGUAUCAUGACAGAAGAUCCUUGGAAGAAAAUGGAGAACUACCUUGGAUAUUUCCCGUUGGUAUAUAAGUAGUUAGACCAAGAAUAUACAUUGGAGAAAAUUCAACUAAGGACUGCAAAAAUCCGGACGAAAUUCAAUCCCUCCGGGCAUGACGCGAAUCCGCAGAAUACUCGCCGCCUACUGCGCUCCCUUCUGGAAAACCCCCACCCAGUUGCGAGCCAAGAACCUCGGGCACCCUCCAAAUCCCCGCGCCCCUCCAGAAUCCCCCAGCACACAUUUGCAGGCUGGUGCGGUGGACUCUGGAGGGGCGCGGGGAAUCACAUGAAACGAAACCAAAAGACAGAAAAACCAAGAGGAAGCAAGUGGCAAAAGCCGCUAAGCGGAGCACUUCCAGGACGAGGAGGCGGCAAUCAAGACCGUUGCUGUGCAGUUCUUAGUUGACUUAGCGCCAUUAUAAAAAUCUGAGGCGUCCUCACGUCAUGACGUGACAUGUCGCGACUAUCAUCAACACCAACAUCCUAACGGUCACGUUGUUCUCUUUCGUCUCUCCGUAGAAGUAGGAAGAGUUGAAGUUCUUCUAUUUCGACUUGUAAAAAAGAAGCAAGCAAGGGACACUUGUAAGUAGCUGAAGGAUCCUUGAUGGACGUUGUUCUUUUUCGACUUGUGAAAAAGAAGCAAGCAAGGGACACUUGUAAGUAGCUGAAGGAUCCUUGAUGGACGUUGUUCUUUUUCGACUUGUGAAAAAGAAGCAAGCAAGGGACACUUUUUUGUAGCUGAAGGAUCCUUGAUGGACGUUGUUCUUUUUCGACUUGUGAAAAAGAAGCAAGCAAGGGACACUCGUAGAAGCUGAAGGACCCUUGAUGGACGUUGUUCCUUUUCUACUUGUUGAAAAGUGAGCAAGAUACCAAGAAGGAUCGACCAGAAGCCUUCUAUCGAGGACUGCUCUCAGGCAAGCGACAUGCGAACGACCUCAGGAACGCUCUAAACCUCGCCGAUGCCAGCGCCCCUCUUGGCCCCUGUUAAGGCGACUCGCCAUCAUGUAGACACCCACGGCCCCAUGUAGGAGGAUCCAUUCAUAGCCUAACCUCAUAGGUGACCUAACCUGUAGUCCUCACCUGUAGUAGCCUCACGCAGUGAAGGCCUCGCAACGUUGUAUGAUCGUCAAGAUUGAUAAAUAUUCUCUCCUACGUCGAGUAGUGACACGUUCCUACCGAAAAAGAAAGCGCCGCCUGCUAGAGCAGUCGGGCUACCGCGCUUCGCAUCCUUUAUUCUAUGAAGAAGAAGAGAAGCGCGGCUCCUGGCUUCAGCACCUUUUGCUGAUUACCUUUUUACUGAUGCUCAGGUCUUCGCGAGGAUCUAACUCUGUCCAGAAUUGGUGGUCAGCGAGGAGUUGUGGAGCAAUCAGCAUCUGCACCUUCCUACUGUGGUGGAACUUGGCUCCGGUCCGAAUCAUGCGUUUUCGUUCCUGCAGUCCUCGUUAUGAAGGCCGACAUGUUGACAGUCUGUCAAACUCAGGAUAGUGCGUCCGACAAGAACUUAGAAGAGUGUUUUAGUUUUCACUUACUAGGAGAACAAGGUGGAGAUCAUACAGCUUCGAAGUGUUUGCAUUUGUCACAUUCAAUUAGAAGACUGCGACUGAAUCAGAAACAGGAGUAAAGGCCAACCACUUUUCCUACACUCGUUUGCGAAAGUAUUGCGUCUCAUCCAAGUAAUCCGUCUCGAACUUGCUCUGGGCGAUUUUUGAUCAAAUCGUCGAUGGUGGGUCACCAUGAUCAAUUAUCUUUAGCGCCAUCGUCAUCAACUAUCGUCAUCAGCAUUAAUAUCACCGGCACCAUCAGCAUCACGAUCGCCAUCAGCAUCGCCAUCAGCAUCAUCACCAGCAUCAUCAUCACCAUCAUCAUCACCACCACCACCAGAGUCAUCACCAGCACCAUCACCCGUUCCAUCAUCAGCACCAGCAUCAUCAGCAGCACCAUCACCACCACCACCAGAAUCGUCAGCAUGUCACCAUCAGCACCACCACCAGCAUCACCGUCGGCGCGUCAUCCUCAGCAUUCAGCACCACCAUCAGGAUCGCCAGCGUGUCACCAUCAGCACUAUCGCCGGCAUGUCAUCGUCAGCAUUCGCCACCAGCACCACAACCAGCCUCAGCAGCAUCAUCAUCAGCACCGCCACCGGCAUCAUCAUCAUCAACAUCAUCAUCAGCAUCAUCACCAUCAGCAUCAUCACCAUCAGCACCACCAUCAGCAUCACCAUCAUCACCAUCAUCACCAUCAUCAUCACCGCCAUCACCGCCAUCACCAUCAUCAUCAUCACCGCCAUCAUCAUCAUCAGCAUCAUCAGCAUCAUCAUCAUCAUCAUCAUCACCAUCACCAUAGCAUCAGCAUCGCCACCAGCGUCAUCAUUAGCAUCAGAAUCAUCAUCAGCACCAUCAUCAGCACCAUCAUCAGCACCAUCAUCAGCAUCAUCACCAGCACCAUCCUCAGCAUCACCAUCAGCAUCAUCACCAGCACCGUCAAAAUUAUUGGCUUAGAAGUGGUUUAGGUUUAGGCGGCGCGGUUUGCCUGUCUGUCAUUUAUCGCGGAGUAAAUAGAAAAGGGAAGAAAGGCUGAUGUUGACAUGAGUUGCGAAGUGUGGCGAGUGGGUGUGGCUAGUGAAAGUGCAGUAGUAUCUACACUCCAUGAUAUUAGAACUUCUACCAUGCAUAGUAGUUGUAGUCUAGUACCAUACUAUUGCUGCGGUGAGUUUGUCCUUCUUUCAUUAUUUGGGACUACAACAAGGACGCACCAGCUGCAGACGCAUCCUGCUCUCGAUGUCGUAUCUCCAGCAUUUUUAGCAAGUGCACAAGAAGUCCUGAACAUUACCACGCCGCUCCCUUCCUCCUUUUUACAUACAUUGGCCGAUGCUGCACCCAUAAAACCAGACAGCACCACUACUGCAAUUACGAUGAUACCCCAUUGAAGCCGUAUUAAUACAAAGAAAUGCGUGUAUUUGCAAAAGAUCUAGAACUCUAGAGUCAGCUUUGUUUUCAACAUAAGUAGUUUCCCUUGGAGGACGAGAAUAUAGUUCCUAAAUUUUUUAGUUUCUUACUGGGUGCUCCUGUGGCUUCUUCACGAUACAUAAUGAAACUCGAAGAAAAUAUUGACGUUUGGACUAAAAAAAUAUUGACGUUCUGUACGAAUAGUGUGUCAGCAGGUGGUGCUGGUGUAGCUCGAGGUGCACGGCAGGAGGCACAGCCCAAUAGCCAUCCUCGUAGCAAGAUGUGCAGGACCCACAACGUCAAGCAUUCUUUAUUUUCAUCUUCUAAUAACAUCAAUUUACUCGCGCAAAAAUACAUCGAUUUGCAUGUAGAGACGCGAGAAAAGGUGAAAACGAUAGAUGCGAGAGAGUACGAAGACCCGACUCACGCGAACGUGUUGAACAUGCUUAAUUUUCUACGCGUUGUGCGGAGUGGUUAAGGCUACCGCAGCUGACGCAUUCUCAGCGCCCUUGCUGCUUGGCCUCUCUUUGAACAAGGGAAAAAAAGGCUCAAGGAUGGGCUCAGGGGUGCGUCGACGCGGUAACUCUAACUUUCCGGAGCUGCAGCAACUGCAUCUGCUCGCAUCGCGACGACUCUCUUUAACAAAGUUCGCGGAGAUCUAUUAGGAAGAGAUCUACUUCCACUUCCUUUAGAAGAGAAAUAAUUUCAUCGCUACAACUUAAGAUGUAGAGUAAGAUUAUAUUCAACAUGUAGAUCUUAAAUGACACAAUCGAAAUCUUAAAUAGCACGUCUUAGAUGAUCAUCUUGUUCAAUACUUAUCUACAUCUAGUUCUAAGCAAAAGUCGCGCGGCCAAGGCUGAAGAGGAUGCUGAUGGUGAUGGAGCGAAUCCUCCGGAGGCACUACCAGAAGCUGAGAGUACCACUGAAAGCUUAUUGAUGUCCGUUGAGUAUUUAUUCAAGAAGAGUAACAUGCUCACUCCGUUGGGUACUUAUUCAAGAAGAGUAACAUGAUGAGCAUUGAAUUAAGAGCGAUCACUAGAUGAGAUGAAGUAGUAGCUGUACUAAGAUCAUGAAUGCAUAUUUAUUUACUUCCUUAAUACAACCUGUUCUUUCUUGAAGUAGAUGAUUUACUUGUUUUUAGUAGUGCUGCGUACUAGACGCACACGCACUGCAAUGGAAUGAACAACAAGAGGGCAAUGAACAAGUUGCCCUCCUGUGUUCGACGUCAUGUAUUCGAAAACUCCAAAUAACCGAGUUACUGACUGAAAUAGGGGAGGCACUAGCCUAACAUCAAGGCUACUCUUUGUAUUGCGACAAAGUCUGCCAUCUCUUACCGAGUAGCUUUACCCUGUUCGCCUAACGAGAACGAGGGCGACGAGGAUUUAAGAGUAAGAAGCUGGAGAGGCUUGAGAAAGUAGGAGCGUGCCCCAAUAUGGCACGACUCCACCCAUGACACUCCAACAAUGAGACCACUGAGACCACCGCUCACCUUUGCAGGGCCGGCCUUUGAGCUACUUUGUUAGUAUUAUCCACACUCCCCCGGGCAUAAUGGGCACUCCUACAUAGGGGAGAUGACGAGGCUCCUCCCCUCUUCCUUCUCGUCAGUAUCUCGACGGCUAUUCUGGCCUUAUUUCAGUUUUUCGAAUACUAUGUUCUUGGCUAGAUGAAGAUGUUCAUGAAAAACCUGGGGAUCUCUGUAUGUAUCUCUUAGGAAAUAUAAUACUCAUUUGCAUUUUAGUAAAAAGAAGAAAUAAGUACUAAGUCUCUAAGAUUCUAAGGCCCUCCAGAUCAUAUUAGCAUGUUGAUCGUGUACAUCUUUACACACCACCGCACCAGAUCUAGAUGAUUGGCCGCUGGCGAAGAUGAAAUUUUUCUUCACUGACCUCACUGACCCGAGGCCGAUCGUCAUCAAGUGGAGGUUGUUGGAUGUCUGUGUUAAGGCUUCUACAAGUUUGUAGAUGGUAAAGUGGGGAGAACUAAUACUUGACGUUGAUAAAGAAAAAAAUAUAUCUAUUAGGCGGCUCACGUGGUAAAGCAUGAUAUUGAAUGUUAUGCAAUUUAACGAGAGAUCAGACUUUGUAUGUGUUCUACUGCUCGUGAGUCUUACUCGUAUCGCUCCUAAAGAAUUACAUCUUCAUUUUCUUCACGAGUUGCCGCUGGUUUCGUUACGAGUGAUCAUUUCGUCUCCCUGCUCAGGGAAUCGGUGAGCUGGGACAUGCCAAUCCUGGGGUUAUCUGUGAUCGCUUAGAGGGUGGCGCCUCUGAGCGUGAGAUGCCGGGUGGCCUGAUCGCAGGGGGUGCUCAUGAUCAGGUCCCUGACCCUCCCUGCCCGUCGUGGGUAAGCUCAUCGGCUUGCUUUCUUUCUAUCAGUUACUACCUCCGAUCAUGGCCCUACCCCUUCCCCUCUGUCCUCCUUAUCCUUCUUCCCAUUCACCAAACUUUAGGAUGCGUUCGAGUGUAUUAGAUUAGUGUUAAGUUAAGGACCUAAUAAAGAUUAACUAAUCCACUAUCGUCUAGAACAACUGCAUUAUUAGGCGGCUACAAGUUAAUGAAUUAUGAUUCAUUUAACGCACUUCUUGAGAUUGACUUAUACUGGUGCACGAUCUACAACGUGCUAGUCAACUUCUUCAUCAUUCUUCUUAUUUUUUUUAGGCGGCUACAAGAAGAACGCGCAUUCGGUGGCUCUAAUUAUGGGUUACUUUUGAACCGAGGCGACUUCUUCGAGAGGUGGUUCUGGCCGGAGAACUCCAAGGCAGAAGAACCAAGCUUGGAGUUGAACAGUAAUGCACAGGACUAUCAAAGCGACGCGUUCAUGCUUACUUUCCAUAAAUUUUACGGCUUCCUUUAACGGUCUAUCUUCAACAGAGAAGUCAUCCUAGAAGAGGUGUUGCUUGGGGAAACGGAAACACAGUCUCAGGAUGGACUUGGAGAUCAUGGAUUAGGGUGAGCGCUAAAAAGUGUUUCAAGCUCGCCAAGCAGUGGUGGAUGCUCACACGCGCGAAAUUGUUAAGGCUUCGUCCGCUAAUCCUAAGAACAGGAUGCAUCUUCCCAAUGCAGAUACACUCUCUACCUACAGUACAGAAGAUACAUUCUCUACCUAGACCUACAGUACAGAAGAUACAUUCUCUACCUAGACCUACAGUACAGAAGAUACAUUCUCUACCUGCAGUGCAGAAGAUACAUUCUCUACCUGCUGUGCAGAAGAUACAUUCUCUACCUGCAAUGCAGAAGAUACAUUCUCUGCCUGCAGUGCAGAAGAUACAUUCUCUACCUGCAACGCAGAUGCGUUUACUUCUGGAAGUAA